CUUGACACACCGCCUGCUUUGCCAAACGCCACGUCCAGUCCAGCGCUGUCAGCCGUUCAUCUCUCAGAGAGGCUUUGGGACGUUGGUGGAUGGUUUAAGACGGCGGUUGCAUUGUUCCUCAUACAAACAUGUCGGGGGUGAACGCUGACAACCUGCAUCGAUCCACCUUGAGGAUUUACUCGAGCUUGAUGGAUGAGUUCAACCCCAGCCUGCAGAAACUGGUCUCACUGGGUGACAGAUACAUGCAUGCUUUUAAGGCUUUUGCUGCAACAAGUGAGGCCUACUUCAGCGCACUUUCCAACAUCGGAGAAAAUGCUCUGCGCACGGUGUCGUCACGCCCGCUGGGAGAUGUCCUGAUUCAGAUCUCUGAGACCCAGCGGCGGCUCACGCUGGAGCUGGAUGGAAUGUUCCGCUGGUUCAGUACGGAGGUCCUUCAGGAGAUGGACACUAACAUUAGAAUAGACAAAGAUUACAUAUCAGGCAGCAGGAAGCACUACGAGAUGGAAGUCAACAACCAGGCAGCAGCUCUGGACAGACAGCUGAGGAGAAGAGAAAAACAGGAUUACAGCGAUUAUAUGCAGUUCCUCAGGGAGAGCAACAGCGAGGCGCAGAAGGAGGAGGAGAGGAGAUACCGCUUCCUGUCGGAGAAGCACUGCAGCCUGAUACAAUCCGUCGCCAGACUCAUGAAUAAGACAGGAGGGGCCCUGCAGCAGACGACUGAUGCCUGGGCCGAGCAGGUGGAAGCUACCAGAGGACACGAGGCCACGCGACCCUCCUGGAGGGGGGCUGGAGUCUCCAGAGGGAUGAAGGAGGAGGAGAUGAGGAGGAGCAGAGAGGAGCUGUCACUUGGCAACGUCCCUUCAAGGGCUCCGUCUCCCCAGGGAAGCAUUUCCCGGCCGACAGGAGGCAGGUUCUCGAGGGCCCGGGUGGCCCACCAGCCCGCUGGCUCAAACCCCACCCUGUUGCCCUUCGCCAGGGGCGAGCUGAUCAGCGUGCUGGUGCAGCAGCCCAAAAACGGCUGGCUGUAUGGACGCGUUGACGGCAGCUCGCGUGAUGGAUGGUUUCCAGCCGCCUAUGUGGAGGCAUUGGAUGACCCUCCAGAGACAUUCAGCUCUCGAAGCUUCUCUCUCCAAAGCAGCAGCAUCAUGGGCGACGUGCCGGACCGACCAAGAAGCAGCAGCAGCCAGAGCGGAGCCCCGCCCCCUCCGGCCCCGCCCCCUUUAUCCUCGUACAAACAGUACGAGACGCGAGCCGUCACGCCGACGCCCGAUAAAAAGGCCGAGACUAAUUCAGACAAAAAGAGAUCAGAACCACAUGGAUCCCAGCCAGAACUCUUCCCCAGGGGCACCAACCCGUUUGCCACAGUCAAGCUGAAGCCGACAUCCACCGAUGACAGAUCGUCCCCGCGUCUAUACCGCCGAUGACAUCUUCACCCCCACAACAUGUCGCGCGUGCCCACAGCGUUGAGCACGACAACUCGUUCCUGACCUUUGAAAUAUCCGAGUUCAUAUGUGAGUGGAUGCUGUCGAGCGUUUUUCUAAAACAGCACUCGGUUCGCUAUGAGACCCACGAAGCUGGAGAAAGAGGACAGAGAAAAUGCAUGAAUAUUUGAUCAUUUUUGGGUUCGCAGUAGGACUGUAGAUGUAUAUUUUUAGAGCCUGGUAAACUACUACUUUUCUGACAUUCUGAUGAUAACAUAUAUGAGAAUGACAUUUUGUUUUGUCAUAAGCAGACAAUAACUUCCCAUGGAAAGUUUCCGAAAAUGUCCCACCUCUUUGUAACCCUGCUUUCUUAUUUUUUGAGGUAAAAGAGCCCGAGCCAUAAUCGCGAUGAAACGGGCGUUCACGGGGUAAUGACAUUCCGUCUUUGUGGCAUCAUGGAGUUACUCUCAGGUGUCCUUUUUAAACUGAUUUCACCAUGAUGAUGUUGAUCCAUCAAACAUGAGAAAUAGUCUUAAAAACUAACUAAACUAAACAAAAUCAUCAGCAAUAAAGACUUAAUAUAGUAUUUCUUUCUCUAACAUUGUAUUGUAUAAUAAUAUCCAACUAACUUUUACCAUAGACCUCAGCGACGCAGUGCCUUUCUGAGCCAUACAGUGUUUUAAGUGAUAUCUUCUUAGCUCCAGGUCUGUGUUUAUUCGCUCAGGCAGUAAAGAGGAUUCCAGCGCUGAGUGUUCCGGUGCCCCGCCGGGGAUACUUAACCCAAAUUGAACCCCAGCGUGAAUCCAAUUCUGCUAAUGGCUUGACAGCACGUCUUGGCUAAUCUAGCACAGAACUUCUCAAUAAAGACUCUGGAAUAAU
This is a messenger RNA of Gasterosteus aculeatus aculeatus (three-spined stickleback), 2300 nucleotides long. It is a transcript of the gene baiap2l2a, whose product is annotated as BAR/IMD domain containing adaptor protein 2 like 2a. The record is from RefSeq and is a predicted model, not a curated record. NCBI's taxonomy places the organism in Eukaryota, Metazoa, Chordata, Actinopteri, Perciformes, Gasterosteidae. Gene Ontology annotation, biological process: actin crosslink formation; plasma membrane organization; positive regulation of actin filament polymerization. Gene Ontology annotation, cellular component: nucleoplasm; cytosol. Gene Ontology annotation, molecular function: protein binding.